GAUACUGUGAUUUUUUUCAAAUGCAGUUUCAAUUUCAUAUUAUGUCAACGUACACGAUUAACUAUCAGCGCAUUAUUGUUCUGUAAACCAUACGCGAUUUACCAAACUAUUAUUCUGAAAAUUAUCACGACACAAUGAGAAAUUUAAUAAUUGUUAUAUUCACGUUAUAUUUAGCCUAUUCCUUAGGUUUGGAAAUUCCGUACAGAAAUAACUCCCUUGUGAUAAUUGAUCGAUUUAAAACCCGGAGUAACUUUACUAUACCUUGUUCUGAUACAGAUGAAGUGGAAUGGAUUGUUGACACCGACAUUUAUGCUAAAAAUUUCAUUCAAGUGGAAGCGCCAAAUAAAAAGAAUCUUGUGAUAGAACAACCUGACCAAGAUGAUGGCGGUGUUUAUAAAUGUGUAUCCAAAAAGAAUCCUAAUUUAUUCAUGAAGAUUGUCGUUCACGUGAUGAUGUAAGACUCAUCGAUCAUCUAACAUUCAUGCUGACUUGACUAAAGUAUUUCAAUUGAGUUGUGGAAUAUGGCCUACAUUUAUUACUCGUCGAAGUUUAAAAUAUCCGAACUCUUUGAUCAGCUUCAUAUUUGGGUAAUUCUCAAAAAAAGUUUAAAUUUCAGUACUAAAAUUUUUCGAAAAUGAAAACCUUUUUUUGAAUUUUUUUCAAAAGGGACUUGAUUCUAGGCAUACCCAGGACACCGAAAAUGACUUCAGGCCCAAGUCAUCUUCAAUAGGGGCGGGGGGAGGGGCUUUAAAAAAAUUGGUGUCACAUGUUGAAAAAAAAGGCUGUUCACUACUUUUGGGUAGGUAUAGGUAUACCUAACUGGAGCAGUUGUUAUUAGUAGCUUUAGCUCACAAAAAGUUCAUCAAGUAGGUACCAGGUUCAUUUUAAUGGGAGUAUUCAAACAUGAUAAGGUAGGUACUUUCCUUCGCCGUGGACAAAAAAAUCAUGAUAGCCACGACGAAAUACCAAACUGUACUAUCCACAACGUAAGAAAAAAAGAACUAAAAUUUGGUUUCCCGGUAAUAGAAUCAAUAAUUUUUCAAUUUUCAAAGUUGUGGUCAUCAAGUACUUACUAUUUGAAUAUUUUCCUUUUUUUCAAGAAAAAAAAUGUCUCUUUUAAACGUGAGAAUGAUAAGCCACGGCGAUGGAUCCGAAAAAAGGAAAUCAGUACAAUUUUUACAGAUUACAAUUUGCAGACUGGUUAAUUGCAUUUGCUUGAUGGAUUUGAAAUGGGCGCAGCACUACUAUCACUAAAACCAUGCAGUGUACCCAUUUCACCUUUAAAAAUAUCGAAUAGGAGAGCCAGAAAAAAUUAACAAAAAUUGGCCACGGCGAUGGACCAAAAACUGGUUACAUCACUUUAUGACCUCGGUUUCAGGGUAUAAGUAUCAUUCCAAAAAUUUAUGUCAGUUCUGUCAUUUACUCUCAUAUCAUUUCAAAAAAAGUGGUAGUGUAAUUAAUUUUUGAAGAUGAAGUUGAAAAAUUUAAGUGGUUACAGGCCACGACGAUGGAGUUUUCAGGGUUUGGGGGGACUUGACGCAUAGUGGAGGGGGGUUGGGGGCCGUUAAACUAUAUGCACGUGAUGCCCGAGUUGGUAUCUACACAAUACCACUGAAAAAAAAUUUCAAUUGUCAAUAGUAUUCAAGUAAACCACCAGUUACAUGAUUUUUAAACUUUUUUUGAGAAUUACCCAUUUCAUCAAUUUAGUAGGUAUCACAUGAAUAAUCGCUUAUAUUUAACUCAAGUAUAUUACGUACAGUAUGCUUAAAUUUGAUUUGCAUUGUAAAAAAGAUGAAAUAAUAAUUUGCAUAAUGUAUCUACCUUGAUAUCCUACUCCUAUUAACAUAGAAAAAAAUUGAUAAUGUAGGCGUACCUAUUGUAUAUGCACUUGUAUUCUAUCAAUAUUUUUCGAGGUGAAAAAUUGUUUACAAAUCUGUACUCAGUGAAUUAGAUAAACUAUUUUUACAGCAA
Molecule: messenger RNA, 1971 nt
Organism: Planococcus citri (citrus mealybug)
Lineage: Eukaryota; Metazoa; Arthropoda; Insecta; Hemiptera; Pseudococcidae
Exons: 4
Coding region: 135-458 (107 amino acids)
Source: RefSeq, a predicted model, not a curated record